AUGCAGAAAAUAUUGCGCUAUUUAUUCUACUUUCUCUUAAUAAUCCCAGCUAUUAGCUGUUGGAUUUUUGCAUUCCUUUCACCAGUCAUCUACCACCGAUUCUUCGACAAAAUCCAGGAAGUCGGCGGCUUCAUUUGCACAAAUGUCGAUCGGGAAGAGAUUUUGGACCAUGAUAUAAAACCGGAAUGGGGUUGUAUUCCAGUUGACCAGUGCCAGGAGAUAUUUGGGGAAUUACCGAAGAACAUGCUGGAAUUGGGCAACCUAAUUGCUUGUGAUUCUCUCUGGGCGACCUACGUAUUUAUGGGACUCACGAUGGGGUCAAUUUUCCUUGGAAGUGCCCUCACAGUUCUUAUCGGUUGGAUGAUGGUUCAACAUGCUAAAGAGAAGAAAGUGCAAAAGGUCGAAAUGAUUGCACUCGAUGAAUGU
Mesorhabditis spiculigera is the source of this 426-nucleotide messenger RNA. Lineage: Eukaryota; Metazoa; Nematoda; Chromadorea; Rhabditida; Rhabditidae. The record is from the annotation of a GenBank genome assembly.